This is a messenger RNA of Paramecium tetraurelia, 4074 nucleotides long. RefSeq lists its product as uncharacterized. The record is from RefSeq and is a predicted model, not a curated record. NCBI's taxonomy places the organism in Eukaryota, Ciliophora, Oligohymenophorea, Peniculida, Parameciidae. The transcript has 4 exons.
AUGAAUAACUAAGAAUUAUUACAAUUGGUAGAUAUUGAUCAAGAGGCUGGAUGGCGUAUUUUGUAAUCGAAAAAUAUCAAGUUGAGUGAUAUUAUCUACUCAGAUUUUAAUUAACAAUAAUUGGCGAUUUGUUUAAAAGAUUAUACAAUUUUUGAGCAAUGCCUUAAUCAUGUGUUAGAAUAUGAAAAUAAUGAGUUAUUUCAAUUCAUCUACUAAUAUUUCGAUAAAGAAUUCACUUACAAUUGUCUUUAGAUGGAACCUUGCUUUUCAUGCUACAAACAUACAGAUGUGAUUGAAUAGAUAAAGAAACCAAUUUCAAAUGGGGCAAAGUCUAAAAUCAUCACAUAUCAAUUUUCAAAGAUCUAUGAAAUAUCUGAGAUUCAAUUAGACAUGAGAGAAGAGAUUUAGGGACGCAUUAGAAUUCAUUUACCUGGAGAGGAAAUCAUUCCUUUUUCAUAAGAGCUCAAACCUCCAAUAAUAGCGCAAUCAAUAACGUUGGAGUACCCUCUACAAGAAAUAGAGAGACACUCAAAUAUUUGUAUUUGCAGCACUUUUAGAAGAGAGGUAGAAGAAUGUCCAAGAUGUUAAGGGAAAUCAUUUUAAAUAUCGUUUUCUUGUAAACCAGUGAUAGAUAUUGAGCCAAUUACAAAUGAAUCAGAAGUACAAUAAAUAAAUAACAUAAUAUCCGAUUUAGAAUAGGUGAAGUAGUAGAACUAUGAAAAGUUGAUGGAAUAUUAUAAUGCUAUAUCCUAGUAUAAGUUUAAGGUUUAAAUGAUCCAAAUGAUGAAGGAUGCGUAUAAGGAAUUUAAUUAAGCAGCAAUUCUAUCAAAAAGGUAUAGCAGAAGAGUGAGACAAUUUUAUAAUGGGAUGGAAGAUGAGAGGGAAUUGUGUUAGUUUUCAAAAUGUGUUGAAUGCAGUAGAAGAGUGCUAUGUUCAGCUGAGAAUGUGAGUGAAUCAUUGUUAAGAAAACUGUACUUUUCGAAUAAUGUCACUCAUAAAGAGAGGGAAACAGCUAUUAAAUUACUCAAGCCAACAAUAAAAUAUAGUGUAAAUGAUUUAGAUUAGAUUGCAAAUAAUGAGGAUGUUUACAAGGAGUUCUGUUUGUAGGCCCAAUUGUAUUUGAAGGGAGAGAAUAAGAUGGAGUUUAUUACCCACUUUUUGAAUAGAUGUAAGGAAUUGAAAUUAGAUGACAUCAUUAUAGCAAUAUUGAAGACUUUAAAUCAGGUAUAGAUCACUUAGAUUCAACAAUUGUUAUGUGAUAUAAAAGUAGAGAGUAUUUGCUUAAAGGAUAAUAUUAUUAGUUAGUUAUUUUUAAUAAAGAAUGUAGAAGUUUAGGAUUAGUUAAGGGAGUUGGUUAUUAGUGUUUGCAAAGUAGAUGAGAUCUUAGGAUUGAACCUAUUCUUAAAUGGGUUAGAAUACACUAAUGAUACAUCUUUCUAUUAGCUGUUUGAUGAGAUCAAGAUAAAGACAGCAGGAGAUGCAGUCGUUGAAUAUUUGGUGGGAUUUAUUAAAGAAAAUUAUAGGAAAUUGGAAUCAUAGAAAAUAUUGAAAUGCUUUGAGAUGAUUUAGAAAUGUUGGAAUAUUCUUAGCAACGAUCAAUUGAAAUGGUAUAUUGAAUUGGAUAAGCUAUUUAAUCAUAUUGGUUAGAACAAUGCUAGAAUAAAUCAAAUAUACAAUCAUUUGUAUUAGAAUAUGCAGAUUAAUGAUAAUUUUGAAAUUCUUAAAUACUUCAUUCUCUAAUUAUUGAAUGAAAAUCAAUAGAAUCAGUAAAUCCAAAGACUAUCAUAAAUGAUUCAUAAUCUUUUGUUUAAGAAGUUGGAAUUCAGGAUUAGAAUCUGGCCAUAUAAAACCAAUCAAUAAUUUUAUUAAAAGGAGGUAGAGUACUCAUCACUCAAUUUUGAAACAUUAGAACAAUUGAAAGAAAUGGCUUAAAAAGAUUUAGGAUUGGAGCCCCAAUUUGAUUUAAUUAUUUAAGAAAGGAUCGUAAAUGACACCAGUCUUGAUUUAGAGUUAGUAUACAAAUAGUUCUACAUCCCUGAAAAGGCAAAGCAAUUUAAGAAUGGGUAGAAGAUACUGUCAAUGAAUGCCAUAUCGUAGGAUCCUUAAAAUCAUAAGGAAAAGUAAAAGAUUAAGGAGCUUAUCUAAUAGAAAAUAUAAAUGGAAAUCAAUUACUCAAUCUAAGGAGUCGGAAAUCAUGAUGACCUACCUUAUGUACCAAGUCUAGUGGAUGAUAAGAAAUCAUAUUUAGAGAAAUAAAUAUCAAGUGUUAUUGAACCUUAGCAUCUAAAAAUCUUAUUUAUCCUUAUUAACAAUCUAAUACAAGAAGGAAAGAGAUUUAUGAGUACUGUGUAAAAGAUAGUGGGAAUAAUGAGAUUCCUGUGCAAUUCAUCGAACCAAAUCAAACAACAAAUUAUCAAUUGUUAAGGGAUAGUCGUGUUGGUAAAGAUCUACUUGCAAGAACCCAAUGAAAAUGAAAAACUAUUAGAUUUUAUUGAUGAUCUAUUAACAUAAACCACUUAAACUAGAAGAAGAUUCAGUGAAAAUAUUGAUCCAUUUGAAUUGAAAUUCCAUGAUAAAGAAAGUGUUACACUCCUUUAUUAGGUUAUCAAUCAUUUAGAAUCAAAUCCAACUUAGAGAAUAUCAAAGACAUUAAUUCAAAUAAUUCCAUUAAUAAUUAGAGAUUUGCAUGAACCAAUAUCAGCAUUGAUUGAACACUUUAAGAGGAACAUUAAAUUUGAAUGGAACAAUCAAUAAUUGGCUUUCUUUGGAUCAAUAUUACAUGCUACUCCAACCCAUUAUCAGAAAUUAAGAGAAGCAACCCUAGAAAGUGGUAUCUAUUAGAUGGCUAUCGAAUCUUAUUUACAAAACUAAUCUCUUGAAGUCUGGAGUGAAACUAAUGCAAAUUGCUUGAAAAUAGUAUUUUCUGUUGCUAUUGGAUCUAGAGAGUGUCAAUUAUUAUUAAAUGAAAUUGGAUUUAUACAAUAAAUCUUUUAACACUCUAAUAAUCAUAACCAAGUAGUGAAAGAAUUAUCAAAAGUUUGUAAUGAUUGUAUCAAUUUCAUUAAGAAUGAUGAUGGGCAAUACAUUAUUUAAGAAUUAAAAACUACAAUAGAAAAACUAACUAUGGAAAAAGAAUAGAAAUUUGAAUAAAGCUAUAAAAAUAAAAAACAAUAAAUAAUGAAGAAAUUUCAAAAGUCAACUUACAAUCAAAAAAUAUAAUCUCUAUAAAUAGAGAAAGGAUUAUAAUGUGUAGCUUGCAAAGAAGGUUAUUCAUUGAGUUCAAAUCAAUUGGGAAUUUAUGUAUUUUCUCUCCCAUAUCAAAUUCCAGAAGAAAAAGCCUUCUUGUCUAUGUAAAAAUAAGAAACAUAUGGUUUACAAAGUGUGACUUAUUUCACUGUGAUUCACUCGUCCUGUCAGAAAGCAAGUGUUGACUGUGCCAUAAAGUCUUAAAAAGAUGAAUAACCAAAAUCACAUGAUGAAAUAUUUUGGGAUUGUGCCAUAAAGAAUAAUGGUUGCAAAUGCAAUAACUUUUUACCAUUGAAAAAUGGAAAUAAUUAUGAAUAAACUUUGGAAAUCUAUUUCAAGAGGUGUGAAAAGAUAUUAAAAAAUAAGAUCACUUCGAAAUGUUGGUUACUUUUGAAUGAUCUCAAAGGAUUAAUCUUCAGAAUGGCUCAAUAAGAUGACUUAUCAGUUGAUGCUGGUGCAAGUACAUAUGAACAUAAUCUUAAACUCAUACCCAUCAUGAUGACAGCCAUCAUAUAUUGUAAUGUGUCUCAAUACUCACACCUUAUGUCAACUUAAUAAACUUCAUUUGAGUAUAUUUCCAUUGCCAUCAUUGUGGCUUUGUUCCAUCCCUAUCAAGAUUGGUAACAUUAUUUAGGUACAUAUUCAAAGGAUGCUAAUCCACAUUUGUUGAAUGCCAUUAAAAUAGUAGACACAAUCAUGGUUAAUAUAUUAUCCAAAGUACCAAAUGAUUCUAAUUAUCAAAAGGCCUUAGAUAAAUUCCUUAAUUAAGAUUAAAUGGAUAUCGUUUUAUAAUUUGAAAAAUUGCCUAUUGAAUACAAUAAAAAGUGA